AUGACUGCUCAGACCGAGUCUGUGCGUCUGCGCUUGCGCGACUGCGACGCCUCCUCGAGCAGGUUGACGCCCUGCACGCAGGCCAUGCUGGCGCGGCGCGGUGGCAGCUCGUCGCUGUCGCUCUCGCUGCCGCUCUCUUCAUCGAGAGUGCCGCGGGCGGCAGGCUCGUCGUCGGAGCGCAAGCGCUUGCGCGACGACGUCGUCGAGGAGAGGCCCUGCGCCGCCUUCUGCUCGGCCUGGAGCUUGGCAGCGGCCUCCUGGGCCUCGCGCAGCUUCGUCUUCUUGGCCUUGCCGCGGCGGCGCACCGUCGUCGGAUACUGGCAGUCCAUGCCGCGCUUCUUGCACUGCGAGCACUUGGGGCCCGCGCCGUCGCAGCGCAGCUUGCGCGCCUUGCAGAAGGCGCACGCCAGCAGGAUGCGGCCGUUGGGCGCAAAGAGCUGCUCGCUGCCGUCGAACGGACUGCCCGACGGCAUGCUGUACGCGUGGAACGCGGGUGCCGUCUGCGGACGGUACGAUGCCGGCACAAACGUCGGCAUCGGCGGCGACAUGGGGCUGCGGCUGCUGCUGGCGACCGGCGAGGUGGCGAGGUUGUGCGAGAUGCCGGCGUCAGGCAGCGACAUGUGGCGCAUCAGCACCGACGGCAUGGCGCCGUUGUCGAGCAGGAAAGCUGGCUCGGGAGUGAAGGGCAGGCCGCUGUUGGUGGACAGGACACCAGACGCCGUCUCGGAGCGCGAGCGCAGCUGCUGCGGCAUGGGCUGCGGCGCCAGCAGGCUCGUCGUCGCGGCGCGCUCGCGUGCUCCGAAGGUGGCGUCGAAGCCCGUGUUGAAAUGCACGGGGCCAGACACCGUGGUGACAGCAUUGUCGGCAAAGUCGACCGGCACACCCAGCUGCAUGACAUCGACGGCAGAGACGUCGAGGAUCGGCACCAUGGCGGGCAGGACGUUGAAGGCGGAGGCCUCCGUGGCAAGGGGCGCAGAGGUCGCGGGCUCGAAGAAGAGCGACGCAGCCUCGGCGGCCUCGUAGACGGAGUGCCGACGGUGAGCCGUCGCCGCCUCGUAUUGCUCGACGUUGGCAAAGGACUCGAGGCGCUGCGGGUAGCCGUGGCUCGUCGACGGCGGCGGGCAGAGCUGGUAGAGGACCGAGGCCUGCUGUUGG
Molecule: messenger RNA, 1155 nt
Organism: Tilletiopsis washingtonensis
Lineage: Eukaryota; Fungi; Basidiomycota; Exobasidiomycetes; Entylomatales
Exons: 2
Coding region: 1-1023 (340 amino acids)
Source: RefSeq, a predicted model, not a curated record